Messenger RNA from Gossypium raimondii (Peruvian cotton), 1643 nucleotides. RefSeq names its product probable protein phosphatase 2C 60. The transcript has 11 exons. Gene Ontology annotation, biological process: protein dephosphorylation. The coding region runs from base 340 to 1422 and encodes 360 amino acids. Gene Ontology annotation, molecular function: protein serine/threonine phosphatase activity; cation binding. The record is from RefSeq and is a predicted model, not a curated record. Lineage: Eukaryota; Viridiplantae; Streptophyta; Magnoliopsida; Malvales; Malvaceae.
UGCUUUGAACUUAGAUGACCCUCUCAAACUACCUUGAAAUAAAUCUAGCAGAUAGAUAGAUAGAUAAAGAGAAGGAGAUGGUGGAAAACUUGAAACUGCCCACCAAAGUCCACUGUUAGUCACAGCAAACGCCCUUUUUAUUCAAAAAACUUACCUUUAUUCAAAAAAGUCUUUCUCUUUCUUUCUAUGUGCCUAUCCUUUUUAUCUUUGAAUGUUUCCGCUUCUAUCACCCAAUAAUUCCUUGUUUUCCUGCUUGACUUCCCAAGAUAUUCGCUUGGGUUUCUGUUAGUUUCCCCCCCCUUUUCUUCCUAAAUUGAUUUCUUAGCUGGACAUAGAUAGAUGGGUGUAUAUCUCAGCACUCCCAAAACUGAAAAAUUCUCAGAAGAUGGUGAGAAUGAUAGAGUUAGAUAUGGUCUAGCAUCAAUGCAAGGAUGGCGUUCAACGAUGGAAGAUGCUCAUGCUGCAUAUCCUGAUCUUGAUGCAUCUACUUCGUUCUUUGGUGUCUAUGACGGUCAUGGAGGUAAGGUGGUUGCCAAGUUUUGUGCCAAAUACCUUCACCAGCAGGUUCUCAAGAAUGAAGCAUAUGCUGCUGGGGACAUAGGAACAUCAGUUCAGAGAGCAUUUUUCAGAAUGGAUGAGAUGAUGCGUGGACAAAGAGGAUGGAGAGAAUUAGCCAUUUUGGGUGAUAAAUUCAACAAGUUUUCUGGCAUGAUAGAAGGUUUGAUAUGGUCUCCUAGGAGUGGUAACAGUAAUGACCAAGUUGAUAACUGGGCCUUUGAGGAGGGCCCUCACUCUGACUUUUCUGGACCAACAUCUGGGAGCACGGCCUGUGUUGCAGUUCUAAGAAACAAUCAACUUUUUGUUGCAAAUGCUGGUGAUUCUCGUUGCGUAAUAUCUAGAAAGGGUCAGGCAUACAAUCUCUCUAGAGAUCACAAACCAGAUCUCGAGGUGGAGAAAGAAAGGAUUUUAAAAGCCGGUGGUUUUAUACAUGCAGGACGUGUCAAUGGCUGUUUGAAUCUUGCAAGAGCUAUAGGUGAUGUUGAAUUCAAGCAGAACAAGUUUUUACCCGCUGAAAAACAAAUUGUAACCGCUAAUCCUGAUAUAAACACCAUUGAGCUCUGUGAUGAUGAUGACUUCCUUGUGCUGGCAUGUGACGGAAUCUGGGAUUGCAUGUCUAGUCAGAAGCUAGUAGAUUUCAUCCAUGAACAACUACAAUAUGAAAGCAAGCUUUCUGUUGUCUGUGAGAGAGUACUCGACAGGUGCUUAGCACCAUCGACAGCCACCGGUGAGGGUUGCGACAAUAUGACCAUGGUCCUGGUACAGUUCAAGAAACCAAUCAAGUGUGCCUCAUCUUCGGAGGAGCAAUCCUCCCAAUCCAAAUCAGCCGACAAUGAAUUGGAGAUAAAGGGAACUCAGGACUAGCUGCAACCGUUGUUGGAAGGAUCAGAUGACCGGCUUGUUUUCCUUGAAUAUUCCGAUAUGCAUAUGUAGAUGGCUUUUAGCAGGAAUGCAAUUGAUGACACAUUAAGAAAGAAUAUAUGUCCUUUUUUGUUUCUUGUAUUUGAAUCAUUAAAUUGUGAUGUUUUUAUUUCUGAAAAUAACACUAUGAUAAUUUCAGUAAUAAUAUGUACAGUUUGUAACUA